Messenger RNA from Exophiala bonariae, 1200 nucleotides. RefSeq lists its product as uncharacterized. Gene Ontology annotation, molecular function: DNA binding. The transcript has 4 exons. Gene Ontology annotation, biological process: meiotic attachment of telomere to nuclear envelope; mitotic telomere tethering at nuclear periphery. NCBI's taxonomy places the organism in Eukaryota, Fungi, Ascomycota, Eurotiomycetes, Chaetothyriales, Herpotrichiellaceae. The record is from RefSeq and is a predicted model, not a curated record. Gene Ontology annotation, cellular component: nuclear membrane complex Bqt3-Bqt4. The coding region runs from base 1 to 1200 and encodes 399 amino acids.
AUGUCCGACACGCGAUCUCUCCCUACAAAGAGAAAUCCUCUCAUUGCGCCCGGCGUUGCGCCUACUUAUGAAGACUUGAUCAAUCGCAGGGGGUUGGGAAAGACCAAGCUAACAGUCAAGCCCGGUCAAGUUGGAACGUCCAACGCGACCAAGGCAUCAAACCUGGGUCCCUUUGAAUAUGCGCAUCUACGAGCACCUCUUCCAGAAGACCUGACCGGUUCCGAGAUAUUUGCAUCUCGGUCUAAUCAGGCUCACCCAGAGACUUACUUCUUGAUGAGGAGAAGCAAGGACGGCUUCGUGUCUGCUACUGGCAUGUUCAAAAUCGCGUUUCCCUGGGCUGCUCACGCCGAAGAAAAGGAGGAACGCGACUAUCUCAAGAGUCUGGAUGCUACCAGUCAGGAUGAGGUGGCAGGUAAUGUCUGGGUAGCCCCAGUUUUCGCCCUUGAAUUAGCAGAAGCAUAUGGUCUCACCGACUGGAUCAAAGCACUGCUUGACCCGGCGGACAUCUCACAGACCCCUUCAAGUGCAAAGAAGUCAAUUGCUCCGCCACCGAGAUUCGAUCUCCCAUCAGACAAGACAAGGCUACCAGCCCCUACCACAAAAACCCCUCGAUCACGGUCGACGAGGUCUUCAUCGCCGACUAAGGCAGUUGCUACUCCAGCCAAAGCUUCCCCUCGAAAGCGACAAACCAAGGCCCAGAAAGAAGCCAACAUUGCGCAUGCCAACGCAGCUAGUGCAUCGCUUCAGUCGGCUCUCGACGAUGCUGCGUCAGUUGCUGAGACGGAAGGCAAACCCGAGGUCGAUACUGCAUCACCAGCGCCCGAAUUACCGUCCGCUGCCGACGACGAGAAGGUGCGGGUCGAAGUUGAUCAAUCGGUCGAGGUCAAGGGGAACACUGAGGUCACGCACACCAGUGUCAUUGUGGAGAUGCCGGUGGGUUUACCAGAACUGCCUUUACCCGAAGACACCGAGAAAAUGCUCGAAACUGCCAAAAAGAUGGUUGAAGAGGCCAAGGCAUUGGAAAGCUCACCCAAAUUAUCGAGGAAACGAAAAGUGCAGGACCCUGAGCCAUCCGAUAUCGACGCGGAAUUGCCAGUGCAACCAGCGAAGAAGGCUAAAGUGUUGGAGGAGAAAUUGAAGAGAGAAAAGGUCAGGACGCGGGCAGUCUUGGGAGUCACAGCCACCCUGGCUAUCGCGUAA